Molecule: messenger RNA, 1250 nt
Organism: Effrenium voratum
Lineage: Eukaryota; Dinophyceae; Suessiales; Symbiodiniaceae
Source: the annotation of a GenBank genome assembly
UAGAGACUACUUACAGAACUCUUGCAGGCCGUUUUCACGGGAGCCAUGUGACGUAUGGCAAAGUCCUCCUCGUCUUCCAGUUCCUCUUUGUCCAGCCAGCGCAAGCGCAAGCGAUCCUCUUCAAGUCGACCGCAGCGCUCCUCUCGCAGGCGCUCACCCAGCCGCCGGCGCGCCCCCGGCCGCCGGCGCUCACGCAGCCGCCGGCGCUCGCCCAGCCGCCGUUCCCGGCGGUCCCGCAGCCGGCGACGCGAGCGCUCCUCUGAGUCGUCCUUCGACUCGGGGCGCGCGUCCCCGACGUUGGGGCAGCGGAGCGCGCCGAAGCUGGGGAUUCUCUACUGGGGCUGCGGCUUGGAGGGCCGCGGCUGGGACCUCACGGGCCGCAACCCGGGCGGCUUCCCACGCAUAGAUCGGAACUCCGACGCGCUGGUGGACAGCUGGAAGGGGCGCAUGGAGAAUGCCCAGGUGACUUUGCGCAUGUGUGCCUCUGAAGGGCCUGGCUUCAAGAGAUACGUCAAGCACUUCAUGAUGCUCAGCGCGCAGGCGUGCGUUGAGUUCCGGCUGCAGCAGUACCACCGGCACAACACCGCGAAUCGCCGGAAGGUCCUUACGGAGCGCAUCGUCAUCGGGGGGAUCCUGGAGACCUACCAGCGGCGUGCGCUCAACACGGGGAUGCGCAUCAGCAACGGAGAGGCCGGCUACCUCUCCUUCCUCAGGAGGCGCUGCAAGCGCUACAAGGCUCAGGCGGCCAAGCUGGGUGGUCACUUCGCCGCGGUGAUCCUGGAGGGCGGCCACCCGGAGCUCACCUUUCAACACGCCGCGCGCGCGAAGGAAGGUCUGCCGGGCAGGGAGAGGCAGGGGCUCAAGCGGCUGCUGCUGAUCCUGGGUGGCCCUGAUGGCGUUCCUGAUCAGACGCGAGUUGAACUGCGACGGGCCAUUGAGGAAUACACGGACUACCCUUUACUUGGGCUCUCGUUGCCGGGCGGCAUCUUGCACUCCUACUACGCUUUAGCCACAGUGCUGGUCUUCCAUGAUCAGGCCCUGCUCCUACCCUUCCUGGAGCAGCGGCUGAAGGACCAAAAGGACUCACCGCUGUCGCAAGCGGACAAGGCGCCGGACAAAGUGCCGGAGAGCCCGCAGCUGGCGCCCCCAUCGCUGAAAGCACCCGCCCCACGCCCGCCGGACGGAGUGCAUGUGAGGUAGGGCACAUCACAUGACGCCGCACUGACGUCCAGCCUGGCGAGCUUGCGCAA